This is a messenger RNA of Galleria mellonella (greater wax moth), 2605 nucleotides long. RefSeq names its product peroxisomal multifunctional enzyme type 2. Gene Ontology annotation, molecular function: oxidoreductase activity. The transcript has 15 exons. Bases 166 to 2322 code for a protein of 718 amino acids. NCBI's taxonomy places the organism in Eukaryota, Metazoa, Arthropoda, Insecta, Lepidoptera, Pyralidae. The record is from RefSeq and is a predicted model, not a curated record.
UUAGUUAGAUACCUACUUAUAGUUUGACUGUACUUGAAAUUUAUCUAUUUUUUUGUGAAUAUCAGUUGUUUUGUAAUUUAUCAUAACUCAGGUCAUACUAAUUAUCUUAAAGUCGUAAAUAUUCAUAACUUCAAGUUGUCUAUCCGACAAAUUGAACGUGGAAUAAUGGACCAACUGCGCUUCGACGGUCGUGUAGCUGUAGUCACAGGCGCCGGCGGCGGCUUAGGGAAAGCUUAUGCUCUCUUGUUGGGAUCAAGAGGAGCCAAAGUUGUAGUAAAUGAUCUCGGAGGAGGAAAAGAUGGCGCCGGCAAAUCUACCUUCGCAGAUGCCGUCGUUAAAGAAAUUAAAGAUAAAGGUGGUAUUGCCGUCGCUGAUUACAACAAUGUGAUUGAAGGAGAAAAGAUUAUAAAAACAGCUCUGGACAAUUUUGGCCGCGUCGACAUUCUUAUUAACAAUGCCGGCAUUCUUCGUGAUAGAUCCUUCCAGAAGAUGUCAGAUCAGGACUGGGACCUGAUCCAAGCGGUGCAUCUAAAAGGUUCAUUCAAGCCAACACUAGCAGCAUGGGAGACGUUCAAGAAACAAAACUUCGGACGUGUUAUUAUGACCUCCAGCAAUGCUGGUUUGGUUGGAAACUUUGGCCAGGCUAAUUAUAGCACGGCCAAGAUGGGUCUAGUUGGAUUCAUGAACACAUUAGCGUUGGAGGGCGCAAAAUACAACAUCAAAAUAAACACGAUUGUGCCGACAGCUGCGUCUCGUCUCACUGAAGGCAUCCUCCCCCCAGAUAUGUUCGAGGCGAUGAAGCCAGAAUUGAUUGCUCCCGUUGUUGCAUACAUGGCCCACGAGUCAUUCGAGGGUACUGGUCAAAUUAUUGAUUCCACAUUAGGAUAUGCACACAAAGCUCAGUUAGUGAGAUCUGUCGGCAGUCCUCUCAGAAAUACACCAUCGGACCCAGUGACCAUAGAGUCUGUCAAGGAAAAAUGGCCGAAAGUGGUGGACAUGACGAAUGCAAAGCACGUCUCUCCAAUAGCAAAUGUCACCAUCAACUUAGUAGAAAGAUUGCAGGAAUUUGAAGAUCGCGCGAAAUUGGACGCGAAUGGACGCAAAUCCUUCUGGUCCACAUUCGAUUACAAUGCCAAAGAUGCUGUCUUGUAUGCUCUUGGAGUCGGUGCAUCUGUGGCGAAUUCCAGCGAUUUGAAAUACUUAUACGAGGCUGAUGAAAACUUCUCAGUCCUGCCAAGCUUCUUCAUUCUGGGCGGUAUGUGCAUGGAAGCCCCAGUGGUGCCUGAGGCCAUGCCCCCCGGAAAAGUAGCGGACUUUACCAACAUUCUCCACGGAGAACAAUAUAUUGAGUUCGUGGACGACUACCCCGGCGUUGAAGGUGCUUUUGAAACCCGCGUUUACGUCGUGGACGUAUUGGACAAGGGCGCCAACGCGGUCGUCAUUGUUAACAGCGAAGUGUACCAGGAACAAAGGCUGUUAUACCGCACCCAACAGCACAUAUUCGUGGUCGGCCAGGGUGGGUUUGGUGGCCCGCGUACUAGCAGUGCCGGUGUCGACGUACAACCCGUGCCCAAGAGGGCUCCAGACGCUGUUGUUGAACAGCGCACUGCUGAGGACCAGGCUGCCCUUUACAGGUUAUCUGGUGACUUAAACCCUCUACAUAUCGAUAAAAACGUGGCGUUGGUCAGUGGAUACGAGAAGCCCAUACUACACGGACUCGCGUCACUUGGUUUCUCUGCGAGACACGUUUUAGUCAAGUUCGGUGGUAACGACCCCUCUAACGUAAAGGCACUUAAAGCUCGUUUCGCCAAACCCGUAAUGCCUGGACAAACUCUUUCUACAGAGAUGUGGUUGGAAGGACGCCGUGUGCACUUCCAGACGAAGGUCAAGGAGACUGGAAUCACUGUUAUUUCAGGUGCAUACAUGGAUUUCAAAAAUGCUCCUGGUGGUGUAACCAGUUCCCCAGUAUCUGCAUCGGAACUGAAGAGCGAUGGCUUAUUCGCAAGGAUGAGGGAUGAACUCGCUAAGAAUCCAGCGAAAGGAAAGAGCGUUAAUGGAGUGUUCCUUUACAACGUCACAGACGCAGGAAAAGUUGUCAAGAAGUGGACUCUCGACUUGAAAAAGGGUGAGGCAUACGAAGGUGAACCCAAGAGUGGAAAGCCUGACACCACAUUGACACUGUCUGACGCUGACCUUGUAGAAAUUGCAUCCGGUAGUCUAAGUCCACAGGUAGCGUUCAUGAAAGGAAAACUCAAGAUUGCAGGAAACAUGAUGCUUGCACAGAAACUCGGUCCACUACUUCAGUCUGAAGCGAAGUUGUAAAUCUUUUAUAUUAAAUUGUUGUUGUUUAUAGAGUUUUAAUUAUGUUAAGAAUUAAUUUGGUAAUGAGAUUUAAUGACGAAUGGGUUGGUAUUUAAAUACUGCAUUUAUUUAUUUGGAGAUAAAAUUAUAUAAUUCACCUAACAAAAGUUAUUAGACGAUCAAACACUUAUGUAUUUGGUAUAUAUUAUUUUGUUAAUAUAUAUUUUUAUACAAAUGUUGAUUCCAUUAUGAAUUAAGUAAUGAUAUUUCUACAAAGGUGAGGGAAUAUACAAUUUGUACCAUU